This is a messenger RNA of Phragmites australis (common reed), 960 nucleotides long. Its product is annotated as casparian strip membrane protein 4-like. The record is from RefSeq and is a predicted model, not a curated record. NCBI's taxonomy places the organism in Eukaryota, Viridiplantae, Streptophyta, Magnoliopsida, Poales, Poaceae. The transcript has 3 exons. Bases 99 to 674 code for a protein of 191 amino acids.
GAUAGCCAUCUCAUCGCAAACACGAAUCACCUAGCAAUCAACUUCUUCAGUAGCUUGUUAUCCCAGCAUAGUUGGGUCGGCGCUCGGGGAGAUACGCGAUGACGAAGGACGUCGUGAUUGAGCAUGGGGAGAGCUCCAAGGCGCCCUUCGUCGCGCCGGUGGCGGCCGGCGUCAACCGCGCCGUGUCCAUCAUCGACGUCUUCCUCCGGUUCAUCGCCAUCAUCGGCACCAUCGGCAGCGCCAUCGCCAUGGGCACCACCAACGAGACGCUCCCCUUCUUCACGCAGUUCAUCCAGUUCGAGGCCAAGUACAGCGACCUCCCGUCCUUCACGUUCUUCGUCGCGGCGAACGCAGUCGUGUGCACGUACCUCGUCCUGUCCAUCCCGCUGUCCAUCGUGAACAUCAUCAGGCCCAGCGCGCGCUACAGCCGUCUGAUCCUGGUCUUCUUCGACGCGGCAAUGCUCGCUCUGCUGACGGCCGGCGCGUCCGCGGCGGCGGCGAUCGUGUAUCUGGCGCACAAGGGCAACGUGCGGGCUAACUGGUUCGCCAUCUGCCAGCAGUUCGACUCCUUCUGCGAGCGCAUCUCGGGCUCCCUCAUCGGCUCCUUCGCCGCCAUGGUCAUUCUCAUCGUGCUCAUCUUCCUGUCCGCGCUCGCGCUCGCCAGGCGCCACUGAUCACGGUCAACCCACCGUGGAUGCUAUUCGAUCGUGCAUGCACCAAUAUUAACGCAUGCCUCUGUUUUUUGUUGUCGCGACUUCUUUCCCAGAUAUGCUUUGUGUUGCUCUUUGGAAUUGCUCUCUUUGUAACUGUCCGGUGUGGUCCUUGAACUAUGAAGGACGAGUCAAAUUAAGGUUUGUAGUGUGAUGAUGAUUUUUUUUUUUUCAAAUAGAAGGGGACGAGUCAAAUUAAGGUUUGUAGUGUGAUGAUGAUGGUCGGAAAAAAAAAAAGGAAAUAUGUGAA